Hibiscus syriacus is the source of this 918-nucleotide messenger RNA. Its product is annotated as chitinase 2-like. Bases 1 to 918 code for a protein of 305 amino acids. The transcript has a single exon. The record is from RefSeq and is a predicted model, not a curated record. Gene Ontology annotation, molecular function: hydrolase activity, hydrolyzing O-glycosyl compounds. Lineage: Eukaryota; Viridiplantae; Streptophyta; Magnoliopsida; Malvales; Malvaceae. Gene Ontology annotation, biological process: carbohydrate metabolic process.
AUGGAGUUCCAUAGGAUUCUUUCGGCUGCCUUCCUUUUCUUGCUGUUUCUUACCUGCAAUGGUGAUUCAUUUUCCGGGAAUUCCAAUCUAUUCCGAGAGUAUAUCGGUGCCGAAUCUGACUCGAUCAAGUUCUCGGAUGUGCCUAUAAACUCGGGUGUCGAGUUCCACUUCAUUCUGGCCUUUGCAAUCGACUAUACUGAUGACAAUCAUCCAUCACCUGCAAAUGGAAAGUUCAAAGCAUUUUGGGAAAUUAACAAUCUUGGUCCGUGCCAAAUUGGCUCAUUAAAAGAUAGUAAUUCAAAUGUGAAGAUUGCUGUCAGCUUAGGGGGUGAUAGUGUAGGCAAAGGUAAAGCCUUUUUCGCACCCAAGAAAGCCUUUUUCGCACCCAAGUCAAAGACAACUUGGGUUCAAAAUGCUGUUUCUUCACUCACUGAUAUAAUCAAUCGGUACGACAUCGACGGAAUCGAUAUCGACUACGAACACUUCCGGUCGAGCCCCGAAAUGUUUGCGGAAUGCAUCGGACAGCUCGUAACGAUUCUGAAACAGAGUGGGACGAUUUCGUUCGCUUCGAUUGCUCCCUACGAAGAGAUUAAUAGCUACUAUUUAGCUCUGUGGAGGAAAUAUGGACAUGUAAUUGACUAUGUAAACUUCCAGUUCUACGCCUAUGAUAAGCUCAGUGUUUCCGGGUUUAUAAGUAAGUUCAAAGAGCAAGCCUCUAAUUACGGCGGAAGUCAGUUGUUGGCCAGCUUCCAGAGCGGCGGCCACGGCGGCCUGAGACCUUACGAUGGAUUUUUUGAAGCCUGCAACAAGUUGAAAGAUGAAGGAAAGCUCGGUGGCAUCUUUGUAUGGUCUGCUGAUGAAUCAAAAAACAAGGGCUUUAAAUACGAGAAGAAAGCUCAGGCUCUACUUGCUGCUUGA